GAGAGAGAGAGAGAAAGAGAGAAAGAAAGAGAAAGAGAGAGAAUAAAUUGUCCGUGUUCGACUGUUCGUUCAUUGGCCUCCCGGCCCUCCCGCAGUCCCGCUUCUAAAAUGUAAGUACACCGCCGAUUCGCAGAGCUUCUUUUUAGGUUUUACUAAAUAUCCUGGUCCCCGACGAAGAUAAGAGAAGAGACUAAAGAGAGAUAGGAAAUCGGAGGAGCACUCGUACCUUCACAGAUCCUUCAGCUCCUGUUAAUGGGUGCUCCGAAGCAGAAGUGGACUGCAGAAGAAGAAGCAGCCCUUAAAGCUGGAAUAGCAAAGCAUGGGGCUGGCAAAUGGCGCACAAUACUGAGAGACCCUGAAUUCAGUAGUAUAUUGUCUAUGCGUUCGAAUGUGGACCUCAAGGACAAGUGGAGAAAUAUGAGUGUGACAGCACAUGGAUGGGGAUCUAGGGAGAAGGCUCGUUUAGCCCUUAAAAGGAGUCAACAAUUCCCCAAACACGAUGAUAACCCAAUGGCUAGUGAUGAAGAAAUAAUUGAUGCAAAGCCCCUUGCACUUCCAAGUGAAACAUUGCAGACUUCUGGUCUAAAAAGACCUAUGACAAGGUUAGACAAUCUUAUAUUGGAAGCAAUAUCCACUUUGAAUGAACCUGCAGGUUCUAACAAGACUGCUAUCGCUACAUACAUUGAGGAUCAAUGUUGGGCUCCUUCAAACUUCAAAAGGCCAGCACUGUCAGCAAAAUUGAAGCAUUUGACAGCAACUGGGAAAUUGAUUAAGGUAAAGCGUAAGUACAGAUUAGCACCAACCUCGAUUUUCUUAGAGGGAAGAAGAAUAAGCUCUGGGUUGCCACUCAUUGAGGGAAGACAGAAAGAUUCAGAAAAAGAUGAUGUGAAGACAUUUACUAGAUCCCAGGUAGAUGCAGAGCUGGCCAAGAUGCGACACAUGACUGCAAAAGAGGCUGCUGCUGCUGCUGCGCGGGCAGUUGCGGAGGCAGAAGCGGCCAUGGCUGAAGCUGAGGAGGCAACAGGAGAGGCAGAGGCGGCAGAAGCUGAUGCAGAAGCAGCACAAGCCUUUGCUGAGGCAGCAAUGAUGACCUUGAAUGGCAGAAACUUCUCAAAUCUGUACGAUGGUGAGAUAAUGGCUGCCCAAGGAGGAGAUGCCGGUGGUGGAGACAUAGCAUGGAACCAUGGAGUGCCAAUUGGAGGUGACAAGAGAAAAACACAAUGUAAUUAUUGUGGUAAGAAGAUCAUGGGAGGUGGGGCCACUAGACUGAAACAACAUUUGGCUGGGAAUGGUAAAGAUGUGGUCACAUGCCCUAUGGUUCCUGUGGAGAUUUCUAGGGCCAUAGCUAAAGUCAUGAGGGGAGGGAGGAGGGUAGAAAAAGGGAAGGCGAGGGUGCAAUUUGAGGAGACAAUUCUAGCGACCCAAUUAGGAGAGGGGGAUGGUGAUGACAGUGAUGAUAACAUGACAGUGCCUGACGACAUGUUCCGCCUCCAGUUGUGAGCGAAACUGGAGUACAUUUCCGCUCAAUCACUCCAAGAGGAGAUGGAACCGAUUGGUUU
Telopea speciosissima is the source of this 1559-nucleotide messenger RNA. Its product is annotated as telomere repeat-binding factor 1-like. The transcript has 7 exons. The coding region runs from base 253 to 1500 and encodes 415 amino acids. Gene Ontology annotation, cellular component: nucleosome. The record is from RefSeq and is a predicted model, not a curated record. Lineage: Eukaryota; Viridiplantae; Streptophyta; Magnoliopsida; Proteales; Proteaceae. Gene Ontology annotation, molecular function: double-stranded telomeric DNA binding. Gene Ontology annotation, biological process: nucleosome assembly.